CCAACUUCCAACCAAUCCAUAAGACCAAAGCCAUCCAUUCGUCGCCGACAAACAAACGCCGACUUUUAUCAUUAACAGCUAUCCUGGCACAAAGCGUUCGAGUACUGCCGUGGUCAGGGCAUGUUCCUGGUGUCGAUACAGAACCGGGAAGAGUUUGAAGUGGUGAAAGAUACGAUCAAUAUGAGUGGGUUUUGGAAAAAGAAUCACUAUCUGCACAUGUGGACAUCAUUGAACGACAUCGGUGAAGAGGGCAAAUAUUAUUGGGCCUCCACAGGGACGCGCAAUCAGCUCGAUUUGUGGAGGAACACCGAUCCAAACAAUAGCCAACAUGACAGCUGCACCGAUGAGGAUUGUGUUGCGUUGGUCCAUUUUCGGGAUCUAAGCUUUACGUACGGAUUGGACGAUCGGGCAUGAUCGAGCGAAUUCAUGUUUAUGUGCGAAACGUGAGCUUAAAAGUGUUACAAUUCAUUGUAAUGUUAUGAGACGGUUUAAUGUUCUAUCUGUGUGUGAAUUCAACGUACGUGUUGGUAGAUUAAACUAAAAAUAAAUUAAAAAAACAUUCCAUUCAAGUUUAGAAGAUGCUCUAGUCGAUCAUCAACCCAUUCGCAUCCGAUUAUAGAAGGUCAACAGUUCUGCAAUCACUUCACAUUGACGACGAACGCUCUGCCUGUUGGUGUGUUUGCGUGUGU
Messenger RNA from Anopheles coluzzii, 689 nucleotides. Its product is annotated as C-type lectin 37Da-like. NCBI's taxonomy places the organism in Eukaryota, Metazoa, Arthropoda, Insecta, Diptera, Culicidae. The record is from RefSeq and is a predicted model, not a curated record. The coding region runs from base 121 to 414 and encodes 97 amino acids. The transcript has a single exon.